Molecule: messenger RNA, 5696 nt
Organism: Stegastes partitus (bicolor damselfish)
Lineage: Eukaryota; Metazoa; Chordata; Actinopteri; Pomacentridae
Gene: dpy19l1l
Product: dpy-19-like 1, like (H. sapiens)
Exons: 22
Coding region: 82-2298 (738 amino acids)
Cellular component (GO): nuclear inner membrane
Molecular function (GO): mannosyltransferase activity
Source: RefSeq, a predicted model, not a curated record
ACGAGCGACUGUGGGGCUGCUCGGCGCACACCCCUCUCCAUCGACUCCUCGCUCCCCUAAGCUCGACUCUCUCUGGGAACCAUGGUGGCUAAAAACAGAAAGCAGACCGGGAAGAGUCCGGCGACCCAGACUGACCGCGACAGGAGCCCGCUUGUUUCGCCCCCUGGCAAAAGUAACGUGAGGCGAGCAGGCAGGGAGGGCAAAGCUUUCAACAGCCCGCAUCCAAACGGGCUCUCGGGCAUCAGACACAAGCUCGGGCUAACUCCCUCCGCAGCCCUGAAGCUGGGGAGCACUCUUCUCCUCGCUGCUCUGGCUGGAUAUCUGCACUGGUAUCAUCUCUCGCAGCUCUUUGAGAAUGACAGACACUUUUCACACCUGUCCAACCUGGAGAAGGAAAUGGCUUUUCGAACAGAGAUGGGUCUGUACUAUUCCUACUACAAGACCAUUAUCGAGGCUCCUUCUUUCCUCGGCGGCCUCCACAUGGUCAUGAACGACCGUCUGACCGAGUAUCCCCUGGUUAUUAACACGCUGAAGAGAUUCAAUCUCUAUCCAGAGGUGGUCCUGGCCAGCUGGUACCGGAUGUACACAGGUGUGAUGGGCUACUUUGGGAUUCCCACGAAGAUGUGCUGGUCCAUCAACAGAGGAGAGGGCCUCACUCCUGUGGACAGCUGUGAAGGGAUGGGUGACCCGGCUUAUUUCUACGUGGCCUGUGUGUUCCUGCUGAACGGCUUGAUGAUGAGCCUGUUCUUCGUUUACGGCGCCUACCUCAGUGGCAGUCGACUGGGCGGCGUUGUCACCACGAUGUGUUUUUUCUUCAAUCACGGCGAGAGCACUCGUGUGAUGUGGACGCCGCCCCUGAGGGAGAGCUUCGCCUACCCCUUCCUCGUCCUGCAGAUGCUUCUUCUCACCUACAUCCUACGGACACGGAACCCGAGCAGGACAGCCAUGGUCGCCCUGGGCAUCUCCAAUUUGUGCUUUAUGCUGCCUUGGCAGUUUGCCCAGUUUGUGCUGCUCACUCAGGUGGCGUCCCUGUUUGCGUCGUACAUCCUGGGUUACCUCGCUGCCACCAAGAUGCAGUCCAUCCUCGUCACUCAUAUGAUCACACUCGGCGUCUGCUUUAUCCUGAUGUUCGGCAACGCCAUGCUCCUCACGUCCUUCUACGCCUCCUCGCUCGUCUCCAUCUGGGUGAUCAUUGCAUUGAGAGAUCGAUUUGCACAAGUCUUUAAGGCUGGCAUCGUCAUCUGGGUCAUGCAGGGUCUGGCUUGGGUCGGCUCCACAGUUCUGCUGAAAUUCAUGCUGUCCACGAUCUUCGGUGCUUCUGAUGAUGCUCAUAUCAGUGGACUCAUCAAAUCCAAGUUCACGAGCUACAACGACUUCCACACUCUGAUGUACACGUGCGCUGCCGAGUUUGACUUCAUGGAGUUAGAGACGCCUGUACGGUACCUGAAAACGUUGCUGCUGCCCGUCAACGUGCUGGUGGUCGCUCUCAUUGCCGGCAGGACUGUCCAGGAUAUAGUCCGGACCCUGCGGCAGGGAGGGAAGACAUCUGUCAAGACGGAUGAAGCUGAUGAAGCUGCAGGGUCUGAAAUAGCUGCAAAAGGAGAGCUGGUGUAUCACAGCCUGCAGCUGGUGGCGUUUGCCGUCCUGGCCAUCCUCAUCAUGCGGUUGAAGCUCUUCCUGACGCCCCACAUGUGCAUCAUGGCGUCGCUUAUCUGCUCCAAACAGUUGUUCAGCUGGAUCGGGGAGAAGUUUAAGCACCAGAUCACGGUUUUUGCCUUCAUGGCCAUCAUGACGGUACAGGGAGCGGCCAACCUGCACGCCCAGUGGGGCAUCAUUGGAGAGUUCAGCAAUCUGCCUCAGGAGGAGCUACUGGACUGGAUCCAGGACAACACCCGUCCUGAUUCUGUGUUUGCCGGCGCCAUGCCCACCAUGGCCAGCGUGAAGCUUUCCACAGGUCGGCCCAUCGUCAACCACCCACACUACGAAGACGCCGGUCUGAGGGAGAGAACCAAGCUGGUCUACUCCAUGUACAGCCGCAUGUCUGGAGAAACUGUGAAGAAGAACCUGAUGAAGCUGGGCGUGGACUUCUUCGUCCUCGAGGAUUCUUGGUGCACGAGGCGAACCAGGCCUGGGUGCAGCAUGCCAGAGAUUUGGGACGUUGAGGAUCCCCAGAAUGUUGGUAAAAUCCCCCUCUGCACCCACAUGUCCAGGAACUCACGACCUCACUUCACCACAGUCUUUUCCAAUGACAUUUACAAAGUCCUAAAAGUCCCCAAAGUCGCCAAAGACCUCAGAUAACAUCGCUGGAUGGACCGGCUCAGCACCAAACUUGUUCUUUCCACCACUUCUUUAUUGUAUUUUUUACAUUUUUUUGGUCGCUCACUGCUGCUUUAUACUUCCCAAAACUCAAAUCCCCGUAGUUCCACCUUUUUUUUUGUUUGUUGUUUUUUGCAUUGUUCUGAUUCGCUGAGCGAUGGACUAAUAACAGGUUGGACAUGCCAAAACAGUAUGCCAUGAGUCUAACCGCUCCUGGUGGCCUCACAGUUCUCAGUAUUUGUGACUCUUGCCAAUUAUUUUUAUUGUCACCCAGCGACGUUCUCAUUCUGCUCCCGGUGGUGCCCAAGUGAAAGUCCAAAUGUGUUGUAGCUCCUCGUUUAGCUUGUUGCAGUGGUUCUGUUACUGAGAUUCCUUAUUUUAAGGGAUGCUGUUCAUACAUCUGUGUUGUUGUUUUUUUUUACUGCUUAAAACAAUUUUCUUUUACUUCAGAAGUAAAACGUUGUCUGGCAGGACCAAUCAGUGAUGUCCACAUACUGUGAAGCAAUACCUUUGCAAAUUCUAUUGUUAUGCACAGUGUUGAUCUCCGACGAGAUUUCUUUCAGUCGUACAGUAUUUUUAUAAUUUAUUUGUGUGAGCGUUUUUAUGCAACUUGGAGGUGUUACGCUGUUUUCUUUGAGGAUGUUGGUGUUUUAGGAGUCUUGGGAUUCGCAGGGGAAAAACUGUUUGGGCGCUUUUUAAAAUCUUUUUAAAACAUAUCGUUCAGCGUUGGUGUCUAGACUGAAUUCACGCGAAGAUUAUGAUUAAAAUUUCCACUUAGGAGAAGAGCUUUCCUUCUCAGUUCAGUUCAGUUAUAAUUAGUUUAAAAUGUUUUUUUUUUAUGGCCAAACUUAGUAAGCAGAUUAAGUAGAUUACUCAGAACUGCCCUGUUUUUUGUAAAUACCCGAAUUGCUGUUUUGUAAAAUGCUCGUGUACAGCCUUUAAAAGGUUCCUCGUGCUUCUUGGAUUAUUGUUUAUUGCCAAAGGAAGUCUUGUUAUUAAUAUUCAGGGUACUGUAGCACAUGGAAGGUGUGGUUUUAGUGAUUAAGAACCAUCAGCUUGUGAGUUCUGUGACAGCCAAUCUGAACUAUCUGUAGCAGUGAAUUCUAUGUCAAUGGUAGCAGUUGUGGGUUCCUUCGUCGGGCCACAAUAAACACUUCAACUUUUUAGGAAAUGCACUCAUUCAGUUCUCGCUGAGGGUCAGAUGAGAAGAUCGGUACCGCUCUCAUUUCUGUACAUUAAGUAUGUAGCCACAGUCCAGAGGUAGUUAGCUUAGCUUAGCAUAGACAAAGAAAAAGGUAAAUUCAUGGUUUUCUCUUGUCAGAAACGUUACCUGGUGUUUGUGUCAUUAUGUUUAGAUGGUACUCGACAUGUUUGGUCCUGUUCUUGUUGAGCUCCUGCUCACACCACUUUCUCUCUUUGACUUUUUCUUGUUGCCCGGCCAAACACGUCAAACCGAGCUGCUCUUCUGCUUGCUGUCAGGAGGUUUGACCGAUUGUAGGAUGUAUAGAAACUGUGGCUAACCUGCUGCUGUUGUCGGCGUCCACAGCUGUCCAUGGACGUUGAAGUGGAAACCGUGAAUUGGCCUUUGCACAUUAUUUUUAUUUUGUUGACUGUCUGUGUUGGUUGCUUCAGUUUGGAUUUACCUCCAGACUCCAGUAAAGUCACUUUAGUUGUUAACUUUAGUGUUGUUCAUAUUGGGACUUAGCCAGGCUAACGCUAGCCGUGCUUCGAGUCUUUUGUUGCCUUCAAAUGGAUCUCAUGAUUCAGCACGGGAAGUAAACAAAAUCUUUGGUAUUCCAGCGCUAACAUCGACUGUAAUUUGUGACACCGCUAUGCCAGGCAACAUCAACGUUACUGUCAGCACCUAGGAGCAACCGAGGCUAGCUAGCCAUGUAGCAAGCUAACAACAGAUAAUGUAAUGUAAGACAAAAUGAAAAAAGUUAUGCCUUUGGGAAUACCAUUUUCAUUAGAUAUUCUAAAAUUAUCAAGAAACAACUGUAUGACUAAAGCUUCAAUAUAUUACGUAAACUUCCACGGCCUGAAGUUGUCACAGGAGCACAAUUUGCGCUAAGCUAAGCUAGCUGCCCAGCGAUUGUGGACGAUCGCUGUGUCGAUCUUCUCAUCUAGCAUUAAGAAUAUUUCCAAACUAUUCCCGUGGUGGCAGUUUGUGAUUGUAUUGUUUGUAUUGCACAGGUCAAAUAUGUACAUUUGAAAGCAUCAGACGUGUUUAUCACAGUCAGUCACGUCUGUCAGAAAGUGUCUGUUAGCGCCAUAGCUACGUAUUGUGUUGUUGGUUUGUCUUAAUAUAAUCAAGCUCACUGGCUGCUAAAGCUGUUCUAAAUCACAUUUAUCACCUUUUUUUUUUUUUUUUAAAUCAACCUGCCUUUCUUUACUUUUAAAGCUUGGAGCCUUUUUUUUUUUUUUUCCAGAAUGACAGCAACUAAAAAAAGGAGCCGAACAUUGAGUUUGUGUUACAGUAACUAACAGUUUGUCUUUAGAAGAAACGGUUUGACAUUUUGGGAAAUAGACUUGUUGGCUGAGAGUCAGAUAAGAAAAGCUGCUACAUGCCUGUACUUUAAAUAUAAAACUUAAAAACGGCUCUGUCAGGCUACUUCAAAAACACACCUGCAGGAACCUCUAAAGGUGUGAAGUGGUGGUUUUUUACGGGGAAUCAUGCACCGGACUAUUUCUGUCUGAGAACAGUAGUCGUGUGAUGACAAGUUGCUGCGCCUGUAAAACUACAGUGUUGGACUGUAGAGAGUCAGACCGGCUGUUUCACUUCACCGCUGAGCUUCCAUCUUGUUGGCUUCGUAUUUUAACGGACAGACAUGAGAGCGGCUCGGAUCUUCUGAAAAUGCCAAACUGUUGACCAUGCGUGGCAACGGGAGCGCCUCUUCUACGAGUCGAUUGGCAGGUUGCAUGUUUCCUCUUCCAACAUGUUCUUCAUAAUCACCACUGGUCAAACGUGAUAGAAGAAGUUCUCUCGGCUUUAAGGUGUUUUUUCUUGUGAAGCUUGUCGAAUCGUCACACCUUGGGCUAAAUGACGUCACUGAUUCGGCUUCUGGAUGAGAUCAUGGAACAAAUUCGAAUAAUGAGAUGAAACUUUUAGGCAAACUGUACGUUCACGAUCCCAGAUUAAAUGCGGUUGAACAAAUCGUGCAGUCCGGCUGAUCUCAGACCCGUUUGUGGCGCCACGGCUCGCGGUUUGCAACUGGUCUUGUAAGUGCCCGUUUUUAAGGAGUGGUGCUGUUGUUAGAACUCCCCCGAACACUUUGACAAAAAACAGUUUAUUCCUGGCGCGGGUCUCGGUGUGUUCCAGAUGUCUUUUAUAAUAUUUGUCUAUUUUGUCUGUAUUUUAAAAAAUAAAGUAUUUGCCAUGA